Molecule: messenger RNA, 276 nt
Organism: Cetraspora pellucida
Lineage: Eukaryota; Fungi; Glomeromycota; Glomeromycetes; Diversisporales; Gigasporaceae
Source: the annotation of a GenBank genome assembly
GGUAGAGACGGAUAUGGCAACGAAGAUGGAGAUGGAUAUGGCGACGAAGAUGGAGACGGAUAUAGCGACGAAGAAGAAGAUGGAUAUGACAACGAAGACGGAUAUGGCGACGAAGACGAAUAUGAUGACAAGGCACCAACGAAGGCACCAAUGGAAGCACCAAUGAAAGCACCAACGGAAGCACUAAUUAAAGUAAAAGCAGAACAUAUCGAUGUUAAUGAUUCAAACAAAGAUACCAAUGAGAAGUCGACAAUGUUAACGAUGAUAAAAGUGUAG